UUUAAAAUUCAAUUCUUUAAAAAUCAGUUUAAAGUAUUAUGAAAUUCCAAGUAUGGAACGCUUGAAUAAAUUGAAAAAAAUGCCUAUAACCUUCGCGCAAGUGCAAGCAAUAAAUUGGCAAAGUUUUAUCGUAAUCGAAUGAACGGUACAGCCGCUCAUAAAAUACAAACAAACAAAAGUUUAUUUUUAUAUAUUAAAUAUAAUAAUUGUACUGAAGCGGUAAGAGACGCGUGAGGAUAGAACCUGGGACUUUUUGGUUAGCAGUCCAGUAACGAUACGAUUUUGCCAAAACAGCUGUUCGGGCAGAAGCGCUGUUACUGGCUUAUAUGCAAUUCACCACAGUACUAUGCCUAUAACGUUCUCGCAAGUACAAGCAAUAAGUUGGCAAAGUUUUAUUGCCAUUGAAUGAACGGUACGACAGCGCAUAACAUACGAUCAAACGAAAAUUUCAUUUGUAUAUAUUAGAUAAUGAUGAAUCUAAUUGUCUUAUAAUAAUUUUUUUUUUCUUUGCGUAAAUGUUUGCUUGGAAUUUCAUAUUAUAUAGGGUCAUUCUCUGUUGCGUUUAAAAUUUAAACUCUUUGCCUACAAAUUUACUUCAAAUACCUGAAGGCCAUCCAUCUCUUCUCAAAUAAAAUUACCUGGAUCACUUAAAAUUCAAUUAUAAUGUGUUACUUUUAUGAUUGAAACAUUAGUCAUUGGGAUAGAUUGAUAAGAAUGUUCGAAGACGUUUUGACAGCAUCAACAUCACGAAAUCCAGCAGGAAAUGGUCCUCAUUCGAAAUGCAUUAGUAUUCUUACUUUGUUUAAUUUAUAAUCUGGUUUUUUUUUUUUUCACAAGAAGCAAUCAAGUAUUAUUCCGACAUUCCGCAUUUAUUAGUUCACUUCAACCUUCUACGUCACAUUAUGCAACUCAAACUGGUUUUAAAAGCGAGAUGUAACACUAAAAGUUACACAUUCCUGAUCCCGAACGGCGCUUCUGGAUAUAGAAUUUCGGUUUUAUUCGCCAAUAUAAUCGAAAACAUUGGCUUUGGAUACUUGUAGUCAGCCAGUUGAGAUCUACAAUGUUGAAUGGAGAUUAUUUGAUGACUCGUGCUGACAUCUGUUGAUAAAGAACUUUCCAUCGCAAAACCGAGCGCAAAUAAUUAUACAGGAUGGCUUUAUGUGGUCCUUUAAAAAUGAAACAUCUCUACUUCGCUGUAAAUUUGCUGCUACCUGUUUGUGCUUACGUGCUUGAUAAAAAUCUGGAUUUUCGUUCCAAUAGUCUUGAGGUAAAAGAAUUUCAGAAAUGUUUACAAAGGAACCGCUGCUCUCAGAAUGCUAGUACUGUUUCUGAAGGACUGAUGUGCCAGUGUGACUCGGAGUGUAUGAUGUAUGGCGACUGCUGCAUCGAUGCCGUUCGAUCCUCUUCGAAAAAGACCCAAUCUACAUUGUGCGUCAACAUCGACGACAAUUCUAACCAAGGAAUACAAAUGGUCAACAGCUGUCCCAGCAAUUACGCAGGCGCAGAAGAGAUUCGACGUCUAUGUUUGAAUGAUGACUUCAACGAUAUCGCCAAAUCUGCUCCAGUCACCGAUUUCGUAAAUCGCCAAAUUUACCUUAACAGAUACUGCGCCACCUGUAAUAAUGUCCCACUUAUCUUUGUCAAAGCAUGGACAGUAUCUGCAUGUAUAGUUGAAAAUUCGACACUUAAAAAUUUUUCUUUGACUGAUUUGACUUACUAUCCGACUGAGAAAAAGUGGGGAUAUGAGCUUGACGGACGGUUCCAGCAGUGCAAAUUUAUAUUCGAAAAGCCACUUUCCACGCCAGCAAUUGGUAGAUUGUGCAGAUUGGAUUACAUUUCAUCCUGCCCAAAAAUAUGGACCGGGGACAGGAAGGCUUGCGAAUCCUACAUAUCAGUUGUGAAGGAUUCUAACAACAUUUUGUAUAAAAAUCUCCACUGUGCCAUAUGCAAUGGCGUAAUUUUAAGUGAUAUAAAGUGUCCAACUCGUGCUAGAAGAGAUUUUUCUCCCACUUUAUUGUAUACCCUGUUGGAUAUCAAUAAAGCGUUUGGUGCCAAUAGAAUUUUUCAUCCUAUCUACAAACCUCCCCUUCCGUCAUGUCCUGAUGGGCAAUUAUAUGACCGUUAUUUUAGGAAAUGCAGAACCCCUGUGUGUGCGUGGCGUGGUUAUUCAGUAAGAAAUGGUAAAUGUGUUAAGGACUAAUAAUAUCUUGUGGUACAAAUAGGACACAUUGGUACAUAUCUUGAAUCAUAUCUUGUAUCCGGAUAUUUCUGUUUGUACAUAUGCAGAGAGUAUGAUCAAGAGUUAGUUUUUGUCAAAUGUCGGAGCCAUUAAAUAUUGCUUUUGUUUUAUAUUAAUGAAUUACUCUUAAACCAUGUCUUGUAUCAAGAUUGUAUUCAUGUUUGUAUUUUGUUUUUGUAUUUGUUUUCAUGACACAUU
Messenger RNA from Argiope bruennichi, 2437 nucleotides. RefSeq lists its product as uncharacterized. The transcript has 2 exons. The record is from RefSeq and is a predicted model, not a curated record. NCBI's taxonomy places the organism in Eukaryota, Metazoa, Arthropoda, Arachnida, Araneae, Araneidae. Bases 1151 to 2200 code for a protein of 349 amino acids.